AUGACAUCAAGAAGAGCAUUAACCGAAGCUGAACUUCUCGAUAUGAUUGGAAAUAUGUCUGAUAUUGAAGCAUUGAGUGACGAAGAAGAAUAUGAGGAAACGAGGAACGAAGGUUUAGAUUCAGAUGAAGAGUUACAGGAUGAGGAUAAAGAGCGUAAAAGUGAACAAAAUGCUAAAGAAUGCGAGACAAGCAAAGAGACUGAAGAAUGGUUAACGAAAUUAAUAAAAGACAAAUAUUUCUAUCCUAGAGACGUAAAAUAUACAAUUGUUAGCGAAGAUGGCGCUUCGAUAUAUUCAUGUAGUCCUGAAGCAAAAAAGGAAUUUAAUGAUAUGGAUACAAAUAUAAUUAGUGCAGUUUCACUGGCAAGGAGAAUUCAAGAUCCCAUGGCUGAAUUAGUUAAAGUCGAGCCAAAGCAUAUAGGAGUAGGCAUGUAUCAGCACGACCUUAAGAAGAAAACUUUAGACGAAGCACUCAAUGAAGUCGUUUCUGAAUGUGUCAGUUUUGUUGGUGUUGAUUUAAAUACUGCAUCACAGGCACUACUCAGACGGAUAGCAGGGCUCACAGAAAAACGUGCUAGCGAAAUAAUCAAAUAUAGAGAAAAUAACGGACCGUUCGUUGCUCGUAUUCAACUGAAAGAAGUUUCCGGCAUUGGCCCCAAAGCAUUUGAACAAUGCGCCGGUUUCUUACGGGUCGGUCCGACUAAUGCCUCGUCGAUAGAAGAUUUCUACAAAAAUCCAAAAACCACCAAGCUCGAUCAAACGUACAUCCAUCCCGAAUCCUAUGACAUAGCGAAGAACCUGCUAAAAUAUUUAAAACUGAAAAUCAUCGAUAUUGGAGAACAAAACUUUAUAAAUCGAAUCAGAUCCGCUCAAAGUGAGUUUCAGCAACUUCAAGAAAAAUUGAACGCUAGUAGAGAAACUCUAAAUCUCAUUUUCGAGGCUUAUUCGAAACCUUUGAAUUACGAUCUUAGAACGGAAGUUUCGCAAACGGCCUAUUUUACUACCGGUCUGAAAGACUUGAACGACUUAAAUGUGGGAAGCAAGGUCAUGGGCAGGGUGAAAAAUGUUACGCAUUUCGGAUGUUUCGUUGAUAUAGGGAUGGGAAAAGACGCUUUAAUUCAUUCUAGUAAAUUGAAAUCGAUUAAUUUACAAGUUGGAGACCGAAUGGAAGGUGUUGUGUGUAUGUUAGAUAAAGAAAGAGGACGAAUCAAUGUAGAACCAACGAUGAAAUUGUAA
Molecule: messenger RNA, 1236 nt
Organism: Psylliodes chrysocephalus
Lineage: Eukaryota; Metazoa; Arthropoda; Insecta; Coleoptera; Chrysomelidae
Source: the annotation of a GenBank genome assembly